This is a messenger RNA of Arachis ipaensis, 1009 nucleotides long. NCBI's taxonomy places the organism in Eukaryota, Viridiplantae, Streptophyta, Magnoliopsida, Fabales, Fabaceae. The record is from RefSeq and is a predicted model, not a curated record.
UCAGAAUUAUUUAUAAUAGUGAAUUGGUUUUCAGCUUAGUAAUUAGUCAAAGAUUCUGUAGGGAUCUGCUCAAUUGAGGCUUUUAAUUAGUUGCAUAGUCGUUAAUUUGUUGGAAUUAGACUGUAGAUUAACUCUGAAGGAAACAUUGGAGCUGAAUUAUAUGGAACUACUGUUUUUUAUUGCUAAACAACCAAGUUGUUACUAGGUUGAGACUUGAGAAUGCUGUAAUUACUAAUUAGAGGUAGGCACAACUAGGAUGGUUCAUUCAUGUAGAUGAUUUUGAAGUAGAACUUUGUUUUCAUUUCCUAUUCAAAUUUCUUUUUAAGGGAAGCUGAAAUCCUUUUGGUUUUUGCAUAAGUUCAUUUUGCAGACAUUAUUAAUUGUUCUGUGAAAUGCAGGUAGAAGUUGAGGAGUUACGGAAAGAAAUUACUGAUAUGCAAAAUCUUUUGGAAGAGCUAAAUAAUGCCCAUGGUGGUAAAGUUGGGGAAAUUGCCUUAAGGAGGAAAACUACCAAGUCUAGUAAAGAGAUCGUAGAUGGUCCAGUUGACAUCGAGAGAAGAGAAAAAGUAAAAGAAGCUAUGCUCCAUGCUUGGGGAACUUAUGAGAAGUAUCCAUGGGGCCAAGAUGAACUUCAGCCUCAAUCAAAGAGUGGUGUCAACAGUUUUGGAGGUCUUGGGCAACUUUAAUAGAUUCACUUGAUACACUAUACAUCAUGAGUGUUGAUCAACAGUUUCAAAAAGCCCGAGAAUGGGUGUAGCUUUUUACUCUGUACAUUGAGCAUGUUAUAGUUACCAUUGCAAUUCUUUUUUGCCUUUCUUCAAUCACAUCUCUAUAUUUGUUUGGAAUUAAGCUGUAGGCCCCGUCGAAAUUUUUAAAAAAAAAUUGUUCUUUUUAACUCUAUUCCUGAAAGCUUCCUGAAUUUAUAUGUGGAAUUUUCUUAGAUUUGUUUCAAUUGUUUGCGAUGCUACUCUGUUUGAUUUUUAAUUUUUAUGGUUUUGGUUAUGCUUUA